Molecule: messenger RNA, 2450 nt
Organism: Silurus meridionalis
Lineage: Eukaryota; Metazoa; Chordata; Actinopteri; Siluriformes; Siluridae
Gene: dclre1b
Product: DNA cross-link repair 1B
Exons: 4
Coding region: 595-2352 (585 amino acids)
Biological process (GO): protection from non-homologous end joining at telomere; double-strand break repair via nonhomologous end joining; interstrand cross-link repair
Molecular function (GO): 5'-3' DNA exonuclease activity; damaged DNA binding
Source: RefSeq, a predicted model, not a curated record
AUUUGGCUUAAUACUAGUUGCAAAUAAAGCAGUGAACUUUCAGUGCUGAUGUGCCUUUAAGAACUGCAUCAGCCAACGGGAAAUGUUUCAUUUUUUCUUGGCGGCCCAAACAAAUCAGUAAGGCAGCGAGGCGGUGUGUUUCGUUGUAUAUAUGAUUUAUGUGUUCGUUUAGAGUAACAACUGAAAUGAUAAUCGGGUGCUAUUAGACUGUGAAUGUAUGAUUCCUGUAGCUGGCUCUUUCACACCCCUGUAGACAAAGCUGGAUUUUCACCGUAAUGCAUUGCUAAGUACCUAGCUAGCAUAAUAGAUCAGCUUUUCUCCCAAGUGCGGCACCGAGAAUACAUUAUACUCAUGAGUCGUACGUUUUUGUUUGUUUGCUUGUUGUUUAAAGAAAUCACAUGACAAAUGAGAAAUGGUUCUCGUUGACUAGCCGAAAUACAAUCCCUAUCGCUAUUCACUGGUGUGCAGUGUAACACUGCUGGGGAAGUUUAUUUCCGGUGCACUGAGAGAGAGAGAGAAAGUCAAUGGCCGCUGCAAAACAUUGAGUAAAUCGCCUAGUUUCCCUGUUAAAAGUCGUUUCCAGGAGCAGAGAAAAUGAAUGGGAAAAUCAUUCCUAACACUCCCAUGGCUGUGGACUGUUGGCAGCUCAGAAAGUGCAGCCACGUCCGGCUUUUCUUCCUCUCACACAUGCACUCAGACCACACAUCUGGCCUCACAUCCACCUGGAGCCACCGGCUCAUAUACUGCUCUCCUCUCACCUCCAAGCUCCUCAAACUCAAACUACAGGUGAACGAAAAAUGGAUCAGGCCUCUUGAAGUCGGGGAGCCAUACAUGUUGCCUCUGGAUGAUAUUGGGAAGGAAAAAUUGACUGUUACCCUUAUUGAUGCCAACCACUGUCCCGGGGCUGUUAUGUUUUUCUUCGAGGGCUACUUUGGCACGAUUCUUUACACUGGUGACUUUCGGUACACUCCAUCAAUGCUGCGUGAGCCGUGUCUCCGGAAUAACACUACCAUCGAUGUGCUUUAUUUGGACAACACUAACUGUGAUCCCACACGUUCUAUUCCUACUCGCCAACGAGCCUGUCAGCAGAUAAAGGAGAUCAUACGAGGUCAUCCAAACUACACUGUGGUCAUUGGCAUGUAUGAUCUGGGGAAAGAGUCUCUGCUCGUGCAGUUGGCACUGGAGUUUAAGACCUGGGUGGAGGUAGAUAUUAAGCGCCUAGAAACCCUACGGGUGUUGGAGCUGCCCGAUGUAUUCAGCACAGAGCCAGGCUCAGGGCGUCUUCGUGCCGUUGCUCAGUCCGAGGUCAAUGCAUCAAACCUGCUGGCCUGGAAUAAAGAGCGACCUACAAUCGCUAUACUGCCCACAAGCCGCCCAGUGGUCUCCUGCCACCCUAAUGUCCAUGUCGUGCCCUAUUCAGACCACUCCUCCUACCAGGAGCUGGAGGAUUUUGUUUCGGCUUUGCGUCCAGUCUCACUGGUGCCGAUUGUGGGCAGCUGCAUGCCGAACUUCUCCUCUCUUCUGUGCCGACGCAAAAGGAGGCAUGACGUGGUGAUACCCGAGUCAGUACAGCACUACAUGAGGGCAAAGCCUAAUGUUCAGCCUUUUACAUUCAGAAGAAACUUUCUUCCCCAUUCUUUGCACACAGUGCCUCGAGGGGUUGUUUUUGAAUCACCUGGAAAGAACUCCAGACUCCAAUGCAAUAAUGAUGGAGAUUCAGAUGUUAUGGAAGCAGAAGAUGAUGUAGAUGUCGAUUCUGAAGUGGAUGUAGACUCCAAUUGCAUUCUGUUAGACAUGAGCACAGACCUCUCACAUGAUGUUAAUGCUCAAAAUUCUCGAAAGAGUCUAAAUCUAACUCGGGACACAUCGGCAGAAACAACCUCGCUAAAUGAGACCGAUUCCCUCAUUUCCAUGGAAGGACCAAGGUCACCUAAUAUUAAUAACAAAAGCAUUUUUACAAAAAGCAAACUUUCAGCCUGUGAUACAGUUACCACUGGGACCUCUAACAAAAAUCCCAGGAAGAAGAGCCUCAAAGUGGGAAACAUUAACUGCAGAGUGACAUGCUCAUUAAUGGACAGCAUUAGUCCCCAUGGCAGCAGCUGUGUAAUGACUCUAGCAGCUUCAACACCAUCUGAAACACAUCCUGAAUCAUCAGAUGCAUUUAAUACAACCGAGAGAGGGAAAACCGAGCAGUGGCUACUCAACAACUUCACUAUUCCAGAGGAAGAACUAACACGUCAACAUGGAGUCUUUCAGAGUCUACAUGAGGUGUAUCCACUCACGCCAAUCAAUAUACCAAAACCUGAGGGUGAUCCGUUUGAGGCUGCAAUACAGAGGCUUAAAUCCAAAUAGGUACCUAAAAUAUUUAGGGGGAAAAAAAACAAAAACACCAACACAUAAGCUGUCCAUCAUCAUUACAGAAGUAAAAUAAAUUUACAAAAGUGUCAAAA